AUGAAGCAAACGCCCAUCCACUACUCCACCAUCUCCCCAACACCAACUCCAAACCCCCACAAAGACCUCGCUGCCUCCUUUGCGCAGCACGCACGUUUCAUACUCUCCGCACCCCGCUGCAACGUCAACGACAACGGCGGUAAUGUAGCUGUACCACCGUUGCUGCUACUAUUGCUGCAGGCCGGUGAUGAACUACUAGUAUUAACCAAUGACGAUGACGAUGACGAUGAUGAUGAUGAUGAUGAUGAUGAUGACGACGACGACUGUGGGACCAGAAACGAGUCAGCAACAUUGCUGUCUGUGGUAACAACGGUUGUGCCAUCAUCCUCGUCACUUCGAAAGGCGGUGCAGGGUGAGAAAGGCAAGAAAGUUCUUCGCGAACGUUGGUGUGAAGGCAAGGUCCGUCCGAAGGUGGGCGACCGCGUUUGCGGUAGGAACGAAGAACAAGUUAAGGUAGAGUAG
Molecule: messenger RNA, 462 nt
Organism: Paracoccidioides brasiliensis Pb18
Exons: 1
Coding region: 1-462 (153 amino acids)
Source: RefSeq, a predicted model, not a curated record